ACUUAACGCCAGGUUAGACUUUUAUGUUGAGCGGAAUAUUAUAAGUACUCAGAAAAUCACAUCGUUAUAUUUUGGAAAACAGAAUAUAUAUUAUAAUUCUACAAAAAUAUGGAAAAGCGUCCAAGGAAUGGUAAAUGUGCAAAGGAGCAAAAGUUAUCCGGACAUAAGAAUCGCAGCGGUACCGAAAAUCAUCAUACAAAUAUGAAUAGGCUGUUCAACGACUUCUAUGAUAUCCUCGAAAACUCCCCGCUACCGGAAGAUGCCUUCGAAACCAGCUCGCAAGAGUACCGCCAUGCUAUGUUGUGGCUAAAUAAGCUUAUCGCCAUGCAGUGCAACACAGAGAUCGAUGGACAGAUCCGCAAUAUCCACAUGACCAACCUGAGCGUGUGCAUCAAGCAGCAGCGCCUGGACGCCGUAUUCAAAAAGACACCACCUGUUAAGCUAGAAUGGAUGGAGUUCCAGGACAACACGAUAAAGUCCCAGUGCAAAGACGGCUUUGAGGAUCGCAUGGAACAGACCACUCCCUGUCCGCACACGACUUCGCUGACACCAUCCGACAUGAAAAUUCAGUCCUUCAACAAGCCCAUUAAGGAAGCUCAGCACCAAAUGGUACAGAUAAGGGAUGAACAUCAAAAUCUCUACGACUCGGAGGCAUAUCCGAAACAGACUUCAAUGGAGCCAUUUGAGAUGCGACGCUACUGCUUCAACCAGUCUGUGGGUGAAGAUGAAGAUCUGCAGCUUAUGGGGAAUACCAGAGGCAAAGGUAUUCAUUUUUCUGAUCCGGGGCUAUCUUCACCCCUCUCACAAGUAGAAUCAUCCAGCAUGGAAUAUGGCACUUCCAAACAAACUACUAGCGAAGCUCAGCAUAAUAUGGAAGAGACCAUAAAUGAAUCUCAACAACUGUACGACCAAAGACCAUCUCCUCCACCAACUUCACUAAAGCCAUCCGGGAUCAAAAGUUACUCUUUUAACCAGUCUAUAGACGGAGAUCAGCACCCAAUGAUGGGCACCAAGGCUGAAGGUAUUCCAUUAUUCCGUCCGGAGCUAUCUUCGCCUUCGUCACAUGCAGAGUCAUCCAGAAUGGAAUAUCGUGCUGUCAACCAGUCUAUGGAUGGAGGUCAGCAUCAGAUGGAACAUGGAUGCAUGGAUGAACCUCAUCCAUAUCCAACCACGACUUCACUGGAGCCAUCCGAGAUGAGACGUCACUCUUUCAGCCAGUCUAUGGGUGAAGAUGAAGAUCUGCCGCUCAUGGAAAAUACCAGAGAUAAAGAUAUUCAAUUUUCUGAUCCGGGGCUAUCUUCGCCUUCGUCACAAGAAUCCAAUCAGAAUAUGGGCGGAGCUCACCAUUACAUUGAACAGACUGUGGAUGAAUCUCAACAUCAAUACAACCAAAGACCAACUAGGCCACCGACAUCUCUGUAUUCAUCAGGGAUGAGCAGUUACUCCUACAACCAGUCUAUAGACGGAGAUCAGCACCCAAUGAUGGGCACCAUGGGUGAAGGUAUUCCAUUAUUCCGUCCGGAGCUAUCUUCGCCUUCGUCACAUGCAGGGAAAUCCAAAAUGGAAUAUAGCGCUUUCAACAAGUCUAUGGAUGGUGGUCAGAAUGAGAUUGAACAGACUAUAGAUGAAACUCUACAUCUUUUCGACACGGAGCCAUAUCCGCAACCGACUUCACUGGAACCAUCCGAGACGAGACGUCACUCUUUCAACCAGUCUAUUGGCGAAGAUCAGCACCCCCUGGAGGGCGACAUGCGUGAACGAAUUCAAUUUUUUGAUCCGGGACUAUCUUCGCCUUCGUCACAUGAAGGCCCAUGCAACAUAGAAUAUAAAUCUUUCAAUCAGUUUAUUGGUGGUGCUCAGCAUCACAUGGAGCAGACUAUGGAUAAACCUCAACACAACCAGGGACCAUCUCCGCCACAGACUUCACUGGUUCCAUCCGGAAUGAGACGUAACUCAUUCAACCAGUCUAUAAGUGGAGAUCAGAACCUCAAGGAGGAUACCUUACAGGAACAAUCUCAACGUUUUGACCCAGGGCUAUCUUUGACUUUGUCGAAUGUAGGCCCAUGCAACAUGGAAUCUCGAGCUCUUAACCAGUUUAUAGGCGGAGUUCAGCCCCGAAUGGAACAUCAAGGACCGUCUCCGCCACCGAAUUCACUAGAUCCAUCAGGGAUAAGAUAUUACUCCUACAACCAGUCUAUAGACGAAGGUAUUCCUUUAUUCCAUCCGGAGCUAUCUUCGCCUUCGUCACAUGCAGAGUCAUCCAGAAUGGAAUAUCGCGCUUUCAACCAGUCUAUGGAUGGAGGUCAGCAUCAGAUGGAACAGACUAUGGAUGAACCUAAACUUCUUCACGACCGAAUACCAUCUUCAAACCCGAAUUCACUGGAUCCAUCAGGGAUGAGAUGUCAUUCGUUCAAACAUUCUUUAGGCGGUGAUCAGCACAUCAAUGGGGAUACCAUAGCGGAACAAUCUCAACUUUUUCAGCCAGGGCAAUCUUUGUCUUCGUCACAUGUAGACCCUUGCAACAUCGAACAUAGAGCUUUCAAGCUUUCUACAGGCGCUGAUCAGCACCCCAUAGAGAAUAACAGGGCUGAAGGUAUUACAUUUUUUGAUCCUAACCUUUCGCCGUUGUCUCCGCCAUCCCCACCGUCGGGACUAUCUAGCAUGAGGCAUCAAUUCGACAAGACGACUAAGGAUGCACCUCAAAUUUACGAUUCAAGGCUAGCCGCCAUGCGAGCGUGUAUUAUCGAGAAGCCCAUACGGGGACCUCAAAAUAACAUGCAACAGAAAUUACGUGAAAUUCCGAAAAUUUUUGGAACGACCAAUGUUGGAGACCAGCAAUUGUUCGAUACGCAGGGUCCAUCUGGUAUAGAAAAGUUCUCUUUCAAUCAGUCUAUGGGUGGCCCUCAGCACAUCAAGCAAAAGAUUAUAUGUGCAAUUCAGCAAGACGGCAAAAAUACCAAGGGUGGAUCUCAGAAAUUCGAGGGUCCGGGACCAUCCGGCUCGAGAGUGCAUUUACAGGAUUCUUUGGGACGCGCUACCGGCGAGUCCAUGGGCGGCUCUCAGAAUAUAAUGCAAAAGACAAUAGGUAAGCCGCCUAAUUACCUCGAAAAGACCAAUGGUGCACCUCGAAGAUUCGAAAGUCCGGGACCAUCUGGAUUAGGGCAGCGCUCUUUGAACCAAUCUAUAAACAGACCUCAGCACCUCAUGAAGAAGACCAUGGAUGCUCCUCUGCAAGGCGACAAAAAGACCAAAGGUGGUCCUCAGAAUUUUGAAUGUCCCGGACCAUCCGGCUUGAGAGUGCAUUUACAGGAUUCUAUGGGACCCGCUAUCGGCGAGUUCAUGGGCGGCUCUCAGAACGUCAUGUUAAAGACCAUGGGUGAGCGGCCUAUGUUCCACGAAAAGACUAAGUUGGAACCUCAGGAAGUACACGCCCGUUUGCCGUCUAAGUUUCCCGAAAUGAGAAAGGAUGAGCCCCAGAAAGUAAACGACUCAUUGACGCCAACGAAAGGCAUGAUUUCCCGCCGACACUUUGGAUGUUCUGUGUGUUCUGCGACAUCCUCUAAAUGCACCCCUGCAGUCGUCGAACCAUCUUUUGAUGACGUCAAAUAUCCCAAUACCGCUCGAUCAACAUAUAGUGACGGAUCCUACUAUGUCACCCCAUACCCCAGCAGUGAAGAAGCCUCAAGCCUCAGCCCAACUCCCAGAACGAAGGGGACAGAGAAACGAGAAGACGCACACAAAAACCUGGUCGAGGACAUGCUCCAUAUUUUGAUGUCAGUCCGACGCGAAUUGGGCGGUGAAGUGACAGUCGGAGAGGAUGACUAUCUGGAGCAAGAGAUGGCCCGCUACAAGGCAGUGCUCAUUAAAACCAAAGAAAAAAAACUUAGAAAAAUAAUGCGGGGUGGGGAUCCCAAGGCCGAGCGCCGCUAUUUAUUGGAGAACAUGGAAAGAGAUCUGCUAUCUCUUUUGAAAUAUAAUAUAUAAUGUAUUUUUUUCGUUUUUAUAUAUUUUGUGAUUUCAAUAAAGUACGAAAAACGAUAAAUACCUGGAAA
Drosophila pseudoobscura is the source of this 4052-nucleotide messenger RNA. RefSeq lists its product as uncharacterized. The transcript is spliced from 2 exons. NCBI's taxonomy places the organism in Eukaryota, Metazoa, Arthropoda, Insecta, Diptera, Drosophilidae. The record is from RefSeq and is a predicted model, not a curated record. The coding region runs from base 109 to 3984 and encodes 1291 amino acids.